This is a messenger RNA of Pichia kudriavzevii, 321 nucleotides long. RefSeq lists its product as uncharacterized. Gene Ontology annotation, biological process: mRNA processing. The transcript has a single exon. The coding region runs from base 1 to 321 and encodes 106 amino acids. The record is from RefSeq and is a predicted model, not a curated record. NCBI's taxonomy places the organism in Eukaryota, Fungi, Ascomycota, Pichiomycetes, Pichiales, Pichiaceae.
AUGUUCAGAAGUGUGGCACGUAUGUUUCCUUUAGCUAUGGGCGGUAGAUUGGCGUCUACGAUGGUAUCAAAACCAGCUAUGAACUCCGUUAUUUUUAACCAACCAUUAAAACCAGAAGCGCAUUUCAUCCAAUCUGGUUUAUUUGCAAACAACAAAAUAGCUCAAGGAAUAUUUGAAAUCAACGAUCCUAUUUCGGAAUCCAGUGUUACUGAAAUGAUCAUGACCUCUGUGCUAAGAAAGAGAAGAUUAAAAAUGAAAAAGCAUAAGUUAAGAAAGAGAAGAAAGGCACAAAGGGCUUUGAGGAUUAAGAUUGGUAAAUGA